Kwoniella botswanensis is the source of this 1644-nucleotide messenger RNA. RefSeq lists its product as uncharacterized. The record is from RefSeq and is a predicted model, not a curated record. The transcript has 2 exons. The coding region runs from base 1 to 1644 and encodes 547 amino acids. NCBI's taxonomy places the organism in Eukaryota, Fungi, Basidiomycota, Tremellomycetes, Tremellales, Cryptococcaceae.
AUGGCUGUCAGGCAAAAGACCGCGAAGACCACCUCCACCUCUAAAAGCAGUUCAACUUACAAUAAGAAGUCCUCAACGACCAAAUCCAAGAAGCCAUCUGUCCGUACACCCCUAAAGAAGCGUCAUUCCAAUGAGGCAGCAUCAGACGCUGAAGAAGAUUAUAUGUUCAGCGAGACAUCCAAUGUGGAUCCAAAAGAACUGUCUCCCUUUCCCGACAAUGUGUUGAAGAGGAUAUUUAGUUUUUGUCUAGAAGAGGGAAGAGAGGGGUGGUAUACCCCUCAGAAGACUUUGGCGAAUGCCCUGAGAGUGAACAGCGUCUUCUUCACCAUAGCUGGAUCAGUACUCUACCAUUCACCCACAGUCAUGGAUUUAGGGACCUUUAUCAGUGGUUCAGCACGACAAUUGCCCUUGUACAAGUUCAAUUUUGACUUUGAUCCUGAUUUGACCAAAUCUGACAACGCGGCAUUGGCGAGGAAAUCGGGUUGUACGAAAUUGGUUCUGAUGCAGUAUGUCAAAAAUCUUACGAUCUUACCUUGUACUGCUCCGAGGGCACCAACAGGUAAUGAACGUUCACAACUAAGGGUAGAGGAGGGAUAUCAAUUCACGAAAGAUACCUUGGAACGUCUAAGGAAAGAUGCAAGAUAUUUUAAAGGUCAGACAUACGAACGAGCAAAAACCAUCAUUCAUAAACAGUAUAGGCACAUCACGCCUAACUGUCGGAGGGUCACUAUAGGCAAUGAUAAGAAUAUCUAUAGCAGUCUGAAGGACGUACUUGAUAAUCUACAAAAUCAGGAAGAUGAGAAAGAACGGGUCAAGGAACUCAAGAGAGUGAAGAAUCUCGUUAACAAGUUACACGGUCAUUUUGAACAAGCUGUCGGAUCCCUUCGACUAAACUUGAUGUCCCGCUUCAAACCUGGAGAAUGGUACGAAUAUAUAAAUCCAACUUACAAGAUACCAUUCAAGCCUGAAAUGUCAAAUGCAGAAUAUAAAUACCAGUAUUUCCCAUCCAGGUGGAUAAUCAAUACGGACUUAUCGGAUCAAUUCCCUCUAUUGUGGGGAUCAGUCAAUCAAAUUAUCGUUCGACCAGGACAAGAUACCCCAACAAUUGAUGAUCUAAUUCCUCCUCCCAAAGCUAAAAAUAAAAAAAGGAAAAGAAGACAUCCAUGGUAUAGCGAUAAUGAUAGUGAAGAAGAUGAAUGGGGUAUGACUCCCCCUCCACCUGGUUUCAAUCAUGCGUACACUACCAAGCGUGAACAGGAAGAUUUGAUGAUGGCGGAUAUGAUGGGAUCCGACUACAGGAAUGUACAGACCAUUUUGAGAUCUAUAGUAGAUUCUCAUCCUAGGACAUUCAGUCGAUCAUUGCUACAUGCAGAUACAAAAAGGGAACUGGAAGAUAAGACGAGAUUUGAAAUAUACGGCAUGGAAAAAGUCUCAGAAGUGUGUAAUGAUGCCGAAGGAUCUGGAAGACCAAGAAGGAAGGAGAGGGAAAAAGAAGUUCAAUCGGAAUUCGAGUAUUACACGUUGGAAAUGUACGAAUCGCUUCAGAGACAAUUCAAGUUUAGAGACAGGUUUUGGCAGAAUAAGGGAGGUGAGAGUGGACCGAUAGUGAGAUUUGGGAUGAUGAGGGAAUUAAGAGAUGGAUGA